This is a messenger RNA of Schistocerca cancellata (South American locust), 8657 nucleotides long. RefSeq names its product leucine-rich repeat-containing protein 24-like. The transcript is spliced from 7 exons. Gene Ontology annotation, molecular function: protein binding. The record is from RefSeq and is a predicted model, not a curated record. NCBI's taxonomy places the organism in Eukaryota, Metazoa, Arthropoda, Insecta, Orthoptera, Acrididae. Bases 1 to 2115 code for a protein of 704 amino acids.
AUGGCGGGAGCGCUGCUCGUGGUGCAGCUGCGGCUGCUCGCCGUGCUGGUGCUGGCGGCGGCCGCGCCCGACUGGAGCGACUGCCCGUCCGCCUGCCAGUGCAAGUGGACCGGCGGCAAGAAGUCGGCGCUGUGCCGCGCCGCCGGCCUCUCCGCCGUGCCCAACGCGCUCAGCGCCGAGAUGCAGCUGCUCGACCUCUCCGACAACCGCAUUCCCUACCUGACGCGCGACGCCUUCCGCUCCGUGGGGCUCAUCAACCUGCAGAAGAUAUUCGCGCGCCAGGCCGGCGUGCGCGAGGUGCACCGCGACGCCUUCCGGGACCUCAUCAUACUCGUCGAGGUGGACCUGUCCGGGAACGCGAUAGCGGCGCUGCAGCCGGGCACGUUCUCCGGCAACGACCGGCUGCGCAUGCUGUCGCUGAGCCACAACCCGCUGUCGGAGCUGGUUGAGGGCCAGUUCCCCGCGCUGCCGCACCUGCGCACGCUGGACCUCUCGCACUGCCGGCUGGCGCGCGUCCACCCGGCCGCCUUCGCGCGCCUCUCGGCGCUCGAGACGCUGCACCUCAACAACAACCGCCUGCAGCAGCUGGACGCCGCCGCGCUCAACGUCGCCGCCGCCACGCUCAAGGCGGUGGCGCUGGACAGCAACCCGUGGCGCUGCGACUGCGGGCUGCGCGCGCUGCGCGAGUGGCUGCUGCCGCGCACCGUGCACGGCGCGCUGCCACCCGCCUGCGCCGCCCCCGCCGCCCUCGCUGGCCGCCCCUGGCCCGACGUGCCCGCACACGACUUCGCCUGCGCGCCCGAGGUCAGCCUCGCCGACCACAUGAUCCAGGCUGAGCUGGGCGGCAACGUGACGUUCCGGUGCCACGUGACGGGCGACCCGGAGCCGACGCUGGUGUGGCUGGUGAACGGGCGAGCGCUGGGGGCGGGCAACGCCUCCGGCCCGGAGGCGGUGCCGCAGCUGGAGGAGGAGGCGGACGCCGACGGCCGCGGCCGCUGGUACAGCCUCAGCCUCUACAACGUGUCCGAGGCCGACGCCGGGGACUACACCUGCGUCGCCACCAACAUCCGCGGCCGCGCCUCGGGCAACGCGUCGCUGCUGCUGCCACAGGUGGUGACGGCGACGACGCUGAGCAAGGCGGACGGCUGGCUGGUGUGGGCGGGCGUGGCGGCGGGCGGGGGCGUGGCGCUGGGCGGCGCGCUGCUCGCCGUCGCGUGCAGCGUGUGCGCCGCCUGCCGCCCGGGCCGCGGCCGCCGCCACCGCCACCGCGGCCGCCACAAGCGCCGCAAGCCGGGCUCCGCCGGCCUCAAGGGCAGCGUCAGCUUCACCGACCAGGAGAAGAAGCUGCUCGACGCCAGCAUCACAACCACCGAGCGGCCCUCCUGCAGCGAGGGGCUCGCCGGCUCCCAGCCCGACAUGGAGCUGCUCGAGCAGCAGGUGAGCGCUGUGCCGCCGCCGGUGCACAUCACCAUCGAGAGCCACCCCAGCCUGCCGGGGGCAGGCGAGCCGGGGGCGUGCGCGGGGGCGGCCGGGGGCGGCGCCUACCCGGGGGCGCUCUCCGUCUUCCCGCCGCCGCCCGCAGAGUUUUCCACCAGCGUGCUGCCCGCCGGCGCCUUCGGCAACAUCUUCAUCUCCGUCUCGGUGAGUCAGCCCGUGGAACCCGAGCAGCGCUACCCGGACCUGCUGGACAUCCCGCACCGCGCGGGCCCGCUGCCACCGCAACCGCCGCCGGGCCACGCCGCCCCCGCUGCCCCCGGAAGCGGCAAGGCGGCCAGCGUGAGCGUGGCGGCGGGGCCCGACGCGCCCUUCUACGUUCCGCGCGUGCUGGCCACCCACGCGUACGCGACGCUACCCAGGGCGCGGCCGGGCGCCACCCAGCGCAAGGAGGAGGUGGUGGCGCCGCCGCUGGCGCAGCCGCCGCCGCCGCACGGGCAGCCGCACUACGACAACAUGGGCCCGCGCGUCACCGCCGGCGGCAGCUCCACGCUGUCGCUGCCCGACGCGCUGCCCCCGGACAGCGAGGCCGACGCCGACGCCGACGCCCCCGACGACAUCCCGCCACCCCCGCUGCCCCCCAUGUGCUCCCCUCUGCCGGCCGAGUAUGUCGCCCUCUGAGGCGACGUCGAUUUGAAGCUCUACCUCGCGCGCAGGACUACGCCAGAGGAUGAUCGUGUCUUUGCUACUCCUCUGCGUGUGGCAGUUUCACACAGUGGCGUAGGUAACUCCUCUGAGCCUUGUCACUAUUAAUUGGACUUCAUUGUUGUGCUAUGGUAUCCUCCUUUACACCAGGACAAACCACCACAAGGACAUAUAGAGGCCAUAUCAUAUAACGCAUGACACUCCUGUUGCCCGUCACACGUGGGAAAACUAAAUUGCAGAUGAGGCCUCAUUCUAGGACACCUACAAUCGGUGGGCAAUUACCAUCAGCAACACCCGAGUUCGCUUCAUAAAUCGUCAGAAAGUUUCAACUUAUUUUGGUUGAUUUCUAAUAUACCCAGUUGAAAUUAGUAGUGUUCGUAACGGAAUUUCAGUUCAGACCUGUGGGUCAUACUACACCAUUUGGAACACUUGGAAUUGCCUCAUUAUUCGCCUCAAAGCUUCAACUUGAUGGUAGCAACCUUCAAAUAUUAUAUACAGUGUGCCCCAAAAAAACAUCGAUAAACCUUAGGGACAGGUUCUUUAUACCAAAAUAAAAAAAAACUAGUAAACAAGGGCUCUAAAGCUCAUAUCUUAAGAGAUAUGAGCACUUGUUCAUCUUCGAUAGUAAGAAACACCUCUUCUACUGUGGAUGAAAACAAGAAAAAUGUGUCUGGUUAACAUGGGAUCUAAAAUACAUACCUUAAGAUCUUUGAGCACUCGUUCAGCAGAAGAAAUAUGUUCACACUAGUGAAGAUGAACGAGUGAUCAUAGCUUUCAAAGUAUGUAAUCUUGAGCCUUUGUUCACUAGACAUUUUUCUUAUUGGGAUCAAUACUUUCUCCACCCGAAAUUUGGAAAGCAAAAACCUUGCAGUAGAAGAGAUCUGUUCCAUAGUAUCGAAGAUGAACAGGUGCUCAUACCUCUUAAGGUAUGCGUUUUAGAGCCCAUGUCUACUAGGCAUAUAAUGGGUAUAGGUGUAGAUAUUUUUAUUUGUGACUCAGGGCGAUGUACUGAGUAACAUUACGUCAGUAUUGACUGAUUUUUCGUACUAAUAAUUAUAGCUGUUACAAGUCGUAUGUUUUUAGGUUGUGUAGUACCUCCAAGUGCCAAAGGCCUUGUCGCAGUGUUAACACCGGUUCUCGUCAGAUCGCAGAAGUUAAGAGCUGUCGGGCUGGGCUAGUAUUCGGAUGGGUGAUGUACGGUCUGCCGAGCGCUGUUGGCAAGCGUCGUGCACUGAUACAUUGUCAGGCAGACUGAGGAGCUACUUGACUAAGAAGUAGCGGCUGCCGGGAGAGCGGUGUGCUGACCACAUACCCCUCCGUAUCAACAUCCAGUGACACACUUGGGCUGAGAGAAUGACACGGCGGCUAGUCGGCAACAAUUGGGCCUUCCGAGGCCUGUUCGGACUGGGUUUAGUUUAAUUUAGUUCCUGCAAGUACACAUGGCCCAAGGCAACCACUAAUGUUCAUUUUCCUCAUUUCAGCAGGUUCAACUUUGUAGUGUAAAUGUAUAGACGCAUAAAAGGUGGUCUAAAUCUAUACUAUCAGGCAUCGUUCAAUUCGUGCUGCAGAAACAUAAGAGCGUAAAAUUUGUGUCUUGUCUGUGGGAAGUGUGUUCGACGCAGUGGGAAAACAGCCGACAUACUAAUGUAUGUACAUGUUAAGAUACCCAUAUAAAAAUAUUUGCAAUUAUAGCAGUUACUUCCAGCAUAAACCUGGAAGUUUUCUACAGAAUUUCAUUUUGGAUUCGUGGGUAGCACUCUACCACUAGAGACACCCGAGCUUACCUCAUCUAUAACUUCAGAUCUUUACCUUGCUCUUGGCUAACUUCCGAUACUUCUGACUGAUAUUCUACUUGGGACGGAUUUGGUAGAUAAAAGUAUGGCUUUCCCAGCUCCGUUUGUGGGAGGUAGAUACAAGUGGAAAAACAUGGUGACUAUUCCAUGGGCAAGUAUCUACCAUUAGAAAUUCUCGAUUGUAUCUCUCAGAUAACCCAAAAGUUUCCGUUUGCGUGUUGCUCUUCUCCGACAGACACAAAUGAAAUUCAAUUUAGGAAGUGAUACUGACGGGAAGAACAGUGGCGCUCCCGUCUCCGUUGCAUGAGAGCGAGACAUGGAUGAUAAAUACGCAGAGAUGAAUCCACUGGCAGAACUCAAGUAUUAAAUAAGCUCAAGGUUGCCUUUGUUCGCUAGACAUUUUGUCUUAUUGGGGUCAAUACUUUCUCCACCCAAAAUUUGGAAAGCAAAAACUGAACUUCUCUCGUGGCUCGUUUCUAAAACCCCUAAUUAAAAGUCUACAUUUGAAAGAAAUUUCAGAGGCAAAGCAACAGGUCUACGAGAACUACAACUACAGAAACUUGAAUGAAUAAACGCUAAGAUCAAUGACAGAUCCAAGCUGCAGAAAUGAGAUUCCUUCGUACAGUUAAGGGUUGCUCCGAAUGAUGUAACAAAGGAAACCAUAGAAUUGUAAAAUUUCUAGACCCGCUGUAGCAGACAAAAUUAACGAAUACGGAUAAAACGUAUGGUGAGCAUGGUUGUAAAUCAAAUCCCAACAUUGCAUAUACGUUACACCCCUCAGAAAGACGCAGUAUGGGAAGUGUCAGAAAAAAAUGGUCUGUUAAACCUGGGAAGCUAACGGAAAGUUAACGUUUUGGGUCGACACAUGAAGCCUGCUCUGGUGUUGCAAAAGGUUCAGAAUAAUAUGAAAAAAAACUUAACUGGACUGCAUAGACACACAGUUCGAACUCAUAACAUACAUGGUGCUUUAGCUGCCCCUACUACUGGGUUUCAUACAACCCACAACACCUUGAAAUACCAAGCACAAGAUUUUCAUAUUCUCUAGCUCGCUACAUGUAAAUCAGUAGUUCAACAGAAAAACUGAACAGGACCUCUUUGUAGGAAAUUUGAUGUAGUUAAAUUUUGUACUGGGAUACGUUUCCGCUAGAGGCUGUAGUUCUCGAUUUGAUCAAGGAAAAUGUACAGAACUCGGCUUCAAACGACUUUUCCUGGAAUGCUCGAAAACCGUGGCCUCCAGCGAACACGUUUCUUAAUACAAGGUUUAACUGCAUUAAAUUUUGUACGAAAUGCUCCUUCCAUUUUUUUCUGUAUAACGAAUGAUUUGCGUGUAACAAGUGAGAGAAUAUGAGAAUCUUGUGCACGGUAUUUGAAAUUGUUGUAGGUUGAAUAAAAUCCAGUGGUAAAGCAGCUGAAUCACGCAGUAUACACCACGCUGUAUGUUCUUUCCAAACUACAAAAUUAUUCAUAUACCUGUUCAUCUGCCACCUUGAAGCAUAAGGAGACUUCCUUUGCAUUUUAGAUGCUAGUUGCAACGAAUUUAAUACUUUCACAGCUCUUUGUUGGUAUAUACACUCAAUUUCAAAUACCAAGUGGCUUUCGUUUAAGAUAUAUGGUAAUUGAAGGUAAUUGUCUACUGCAAAGGUACCGGGUACCGUGGCAUCACAGAUUUUACUUGUCCACAAGCGUCUUCCUUAUAACAACAGACUAUCUGAUAAUAUCUCAGCUGUCUCGAAAAUCAAAAUUUACUUGUAUACUAAUUAAUUUACAUCUAUGAACUCUUUUUCUUUUGAUAGUUAUGAGUCUCCAAAAAGUUGCACACAGUCCCAUUAUAAGUCAAAGUCGACCUUGCGCUUACCUGGUAGUAAGCUGAGAAAAGAAAAUACUUCCUUUCUUCGUAGACCUGUCCUUUGCAAUGGAUGUAGAAUCCUAAUAUUCAUACCUGUAAUGGUUACUACAAGUGGUAGUUUGCACAUUACAACAAUUAAUGAACUGAUUCCGUACUGUUUUUAACUGAAGCAACUAAAGUGGUUGCAAUUUCCAAUUCUAUUCUCUCUCAACAAUCUAUGCAGAAAUAGCUUAUUGAACAAACCACCACAAAUAAAUCAAAGUCUUCUGCUUGCCACUAAUGGGUGUGAUUUAAAACAUACUACAAAUUUCAUUUUCAGAUCGGGUUUUAAUUCAGCUUCCAUAGCUUGUUAUUUUUUAUUUCUUCAUGCCUAACACUCAGCACACACUGGUGAAAAUUAAACGGAUUAUUGCAGUCGGUAUGAACUGUAAGAAAUCUUGCUUUGUUCUAUUUUUUUAGCUGCUCCACAUUUGGAGCAUACUAUCACACUCAUUCUGAUGGGUAUCUGCGUUAUUCUUCGAGUGAACAGUUCACACACACACACACACACACACACACACACAUACACACGCGCGCGCGCGUGCGCGCACACACACACAGCAAAUACGGCGUAUUUGAGUGACACCACACCACAAGAUAAAGACUUCCCUUUUUUAAAAAAAGAAAGGUCCUUUUUAUCCUUCAGUGUCCAUUACGAAACUUGAUUAUUAAAGCUCAGAACUGAAUCGUUUACAGAUUUGUAGGACUGGUGACUUUAAAAGCGCAGUCUGCAUGAAGAUCGGCACUGCAGAACAGACAUUGCAAAGGCCGUCGACUCUGUUUAUGACUCUAAUGACUCAGGACCUCUUUUGCGUCCUAUCAUGAACUAUGAGCAUAGAUGCAUAUUCGGUUGAGUUGAGGCACUUGAGAAUAAGUGCAUAGUGUUCUAUUUCAGUGACUUACGGUGACGUUUUCAGACAGUGAAUGUGUGGGUAUCUUUUUGUUGCAAUCACAGAAGUGUGCAAUUCAUAUCUCAGGAAGUGGACUUAGCGAUGUGACACUUCUCUGCUCCAGUGUGAUUGUUAAAACGGCUGCCAAGGUUUUGAGAUAUAGAGCGAUGAGGUACUCCACCUGGAACGAGUUAGCGCCGAAAUGAAACUAACUGUAAUAUUAUGUGUAUCUUGUAUUCUUAGGUGUAUAUACGACGGAGGUGUCAGAAAACCAAUGCUUUUUUAUGGUGUUAGUAAUUUGUGAACCAGUGCUGAAAGGAGGCCUAUUAACAGGUGAGUGUCCAAGUAAGACAAAAACAAGAAUCCCUUUCCAAUGAGUAGUCUGUUGAUCGUCUAGUUUUAAAUGUAAAAGAGUGGAGACUGACAAAAUAAAUUAAGAGAAUUUAUUAUCGUAACGGUUAACUUGAUUAUUUUACUAAUCACUAACGAAAAGAAAAUUUUAUAUUCCACUACUUUCGACUACUAGUCUAUAUGCAACUAACUCAGACUCCUGUCAAUAUUAUUCCACGUAAGUACUGUAAUAACCUCCUGUCUCCUUAGAGCACUCGUGUUUUCAUCAAACAAGACAAUUUUCUCCCUAAAUGCUUAAACAGUAACAAUUUAUUUCCGAGACCGUUGGCUCUAGGACGGAAAAAAUUGUGUUAAAUCCUGUACUGUUGUAUUCUUCUAUGACCACUUACCACCUUUAAAAGUUCUCACCUGAGCAGCUGAUAGCUGAAUGCUUUGUAAAUAUCGAUUCAUUGUUUCUGUUACAGUAACCUUGUAUAAAAUGUGUUUCUGCGUGUUUGCUUUAUGGCGAAGUGCAGACAAUGUGUAAAUAUAUGACGUUUUUUUGAAAACCACGUAAAAAAAAAGAUUUUACUGCAACAGUCAUUUUUUUCCUACGUAAGCUCAUUUAAUACACAGAAGACAGUUAUUCUUCCUGCAAAUUUUCCCAUGUUUGCCUUAUAUGAAGUGGUAUGAUACAAUUACUCUACUUCACCCAUAUAUUAAACAGCACAGAAUCAUUCAGCACUUAUUGUAUUGUUUGGAGAAAACUGUACAACAUUUUUCAUUUCAACAGGGAAUGUUGAUUGGCUAUCUUCAUAAAUGUUUGCGAACAUCACUGUAGUCGCAUGGAAAUGACUUUCAAAUGCUGUCUUAUAGGUUUUCUUAUUUUCUAAGUCCAAGGACAUUUUAAUACGUCGUUCUCCUUCUUCACUUAAUGAGCUCCCUGUAUAAUGUAUUUUGACAAAACGUCAGACAGAAUCCAGAUAAAAAACUUCAAAAGUAGCGUUUUAGUUUAAACAUUAUCCAUUCCUUUUUAACACCAACAGAAUGUAAGAAUUAAGAAACACAUUUUACUUGUUAGAAACUUCGGAAUAAUGAAGAAAGUAUAGAUAUAAUUCAACGGAUAAAUGACUUUUUUGACGUAUCUCGAGAGUUCUUUUAAAGGUGUAAAAGGUCAUAUUACAAAUAAUGUUUAUAUUACUUUAUACAAUAGAGUAGAAUUGAUGCAAUAUAGAACACUGUCAAUUACAUGUCACUGUAUUCCUUAAUUAUGUAUGUAAUCUAGUUUCAGUUGUACUAAUUUCAUGUAACGAAGAAAAAUAACCAUAUACAAAUAAUUUAACGCUGCAUGUACAUCCGCAGCAGUUGUCUAUUAUGUUAACGUGCUCUUAAAACUGGUCAAAUUUCAGUACUAAAAUUAAGCGGAAUGUAAUCAUUAUUAUAUGUUUGUAAAAACAGUAUUUGAUUCUCCUGUGCAUACAGAGAGAAGACUCUCAAUAGUUACUGCAUUGAAUUCUAUUUUGAAUUUGUAAGUUUAGAAACAAAUCAGAAUAAAUUGAAUAAUUACAUAAUUCAGAAAGUACAAUAUUACCAGUGAAAACGUAAGAAAAAAUAAAUACC